Nematocida minor is the source of this 516-nucleotide messenger RNA. RefSeq lists its product as uncharacterized. NCBI's taxonomy places the organism in Eukaryota, Fungi, Microsporidia. The record is from RefSeq and is a predicted model, not a curated record. The coding region runs from base 1 to 516 and encodes 171 amino acids. The transcript has a single exon. Gene Ontology annotation, biological process: response to oxidative stress. Gene Ontology annotation, molecular function: glutathione peroxidase activity.
AUGGAGACUUACGGGAAUGAAAAAAGUGCAUUCUACGCUUUUAAAGACAGGACAAUAGAGGGCAAGGAUGUUGACUUUUCUCUGUUCGAAGGAAAGAUGUGUCUUAUCGUGAACACAGCCUGCAACUGCAAACUGGCAAAGAACGGGUACUCUGUAAUCAAAGAAAUAAAAAAGAAGCAUUCUGACUUGGAGGUUCUUCUCUUUCCAAGCGCGCUCAACAAAAUUGUUGACCAAACGCUGAAAACCCCUGAUGCAAUAAUCAGCAGAAUGAAAGAAGAAGGGGUGUACGACAUAGCCACUGUUUUUGAAAAGAGAACGAUAGACAGUAAAGCUGGCUUGUUCCAGUGGCUUACCACGCAAAGCUACAAGGGAUCGUUCAUGGUUGACCUCAUGAAGAGCAUUAAGUGGAACUUUACAGCAUUCAUAGUUUCUAAAGAAGGGAAAUGUGUUGGGCGCAUUUCGCCAAUCGAUCUUAAGCUUGAAACUCUGGAAGAAGUAAUCUCCCAGAACAUGUAG